UAGAAACAAAGUAAGAAAAAAAAGUUUCCGCUCUGAAAGUGUGUCACUGCGAGUGUAAAAGUGUGUGUCACAGUGUGGGAAAGUGUGUAAGAGUCACAGUGUGGGAAAGUGUGUGUGAAAGUGUCUUUCGGUUUAAAUAUCAGAAGAAGCUUCCUGUUUUACAGAAUGAUGGAAUUUGAGAAACAGUCAACACCAGAGAAGAUGGAAGCUGAAUGCAGUGAGGCCGCUUUUGCCCCACCUCCUUACCCCGCUGACACGGCCUUCAUGCAGCAGCCUCCUACUGGCAUGGCUCCUCACUACCCCUAUGGCCCCACAGUUUACCAAACGUACCCUCCAGUAGCCCCAGGCGGAGACUUUUCAGCUCCGGAGAUGAACACUCAGGCCUCAGCAGCAGAUGGACCAGGAAGUGGGUUUGGAGCACCGGUGUGUUCGGUGUCUGAGUUCGAUGAUAAAACUGUGCGAAGAGCCUUCAUCAGAAAGGUGUUUAGUGUGGUCACUGUGCAGCUGUUGGUCACCUUCUCCGUCGUGUGUGUGUUUACUUUCUCGGAGACAGUGAAGGAAGCGGUGCAAGAUAACCUCUGGAUCUACCUCAGUUCCUACAUCAUCUUUAUGGUGGUGGCACUGGCACUCACCUUCUCUUCAUCCCUCAGCCGCAAACACCCAUGGAACUUCAUCUCCCUAUCAGUAGUGACCCUCAGUUUGUCCUACAUGGUUGGCACUGUUGCAUCAUACCACAACACCACGGCUGUGAUUAUCGCGAUGGGAGCAACACUCGUUAUCUCAUUUAGCAUCAUCAUCUUCUCUGCUCAGACGCGUGUGGAGUUCACGUUGUGGAAUGGGGUUCUGAUUGUCCUGGCUGUGGAUCUGCUGAUGUUCGGGUUCUUCACGACGUUUUACUACUCGAACGCUCUGCAGGUUGUGUACGGGUGUCUCGGAGCUCUGGUCUACUCACUGUUCCUGGCUAUCGACUGUCAGCUGGUGAUGGGGAGAGAGAAAUACAGCCUGAAUCCUGAGGAGUACAUCUUCGCUGCUUUAAUCAUCUACCUGGACAUCAUCAUCAUCUUCCUUUACAUCCUCAUGCUCCUCGGAGGAAGCUCAAAAAGCUAAACAGUUCCUCUUCCUCCCCUAAUAAUCAUCAUCAUCACCUUUAAUCAGGAGACCAUGAACAGUAAAGCUGGAGAUACAGGAGCCUUUGUUAGCAUCAUCACAGUGCUGUUUCUUAUUCCAGAAUCUCUCCAAAAUAUUAAUAAACCCACAGAAAGACCGA
Silurus meridionalis is the source of this 1267-nucleotide messenger RNA. RefSeq names its product protein lifeguard 1. The transcript has 7 exons. The record is from RefSeq and is a predicted model, not a curated record. Bases 166 to 1107 code for a protein of 313 amino acids. Gene Ontology annotation, cellular component: Golgi apparatus; endoplasmic reticulum; membrane. Gene Ontology annotation, biological process: negative regulation of apoptotic signaling pathway. Lineage: Eukaryota; Metazoa; Chordata; Actinopteri; Siluriformes; Siluridae.